Drosophila willistoni is the source of this 1192-nucleotide messenger RNA. RefSeq lists its product as uncharacterized. The record is from RefSeq and is a predicted model, not a curated record. The transcript has 2 exons. The coding region runs from base 461 to 1192 and encodes 243 amino acids. Lineage: Eukaryota; Metazoa; Arthropoda; Insecta; Diptera; Drosophilidae.
ACAGCUUAGAACGAGUUUACAAAUAAAAUUGCAGCUCUUUCAAGGUGGAGGCUAUGGCUAAAUCUGCGGCUGCUGCUUCAAAAUAUGUACAUUUGUAUAUAUGUAUAUGUGCUGGGAUGUACGUACAAUUGGUUGCUUUCAUUGCUUUCACGAAAGCGCAGCUCUACUGGCCAGCCGUCUCACUAAUUGGCGUGAUAUUUAGACUAAAACAAAGAGAUGUUUUUCAAUUUUUCAGCAGGCGCUUGACAUGCAGCCAUGCCAGGCGCAAUUAAGCAUCAAGAAACUUGGCUAGGAGGUAUAUAAUGCCUAAGAUGCAACUGCCAGCACUCAGUCGAUCAUCAAAAGUGCAGCCACAGUGGCAGUACCCGCCCCAGCCGUAGUUCCAUUCAACAUUUUGACCGCUGCAUGCCAUUCAGGAUAGCCGUAGGAAUCACUUCGAUCGAAUCCCACCAGCCCAGAUAUGAUUAAAUACGUGUGGCAUGUGGCAGCUCUGAUGAUUGUCUUCUGUUGGCUGUCAAGUGCGCGUAGUGCCAGUUAUCAGCAGCAGCAAUUGAAUAGCCUGGUCAUGGAUCAGAAGCCUCAACAGCAACAGAAUCGGAUACAGCAGGCAUCGAGUGGCACUAGUCCGGUUAGCUUUUGGAAGGACAUGUCGCUGAUUUAUCGCAUAUAUCAGCAAUGUACUGGUGAAAAUAUGUCCGUUUGUCUAAAGGUGAAACUACUAACUGGCCUGGAAAAGGCUUUCCGUUCGGCAAAAUCAUUGACCCUCUUCGAGGGUGUUCAGUUUGUGAGCAGCAGUCCGGACAAUCAGCAGCGAUCCAAGCUGCCAUCGAUCAGCGAACAGGAUAUUGAGGCUGUACUGCCGCGUGGAGUAGAUGCCAAGGAGCAGGUUCUGAAUAGCAUGAUUAUGAAGCGUGUUGGCAACUUUCUGCAAGAUCACACUCUACAGAUUAAAUUCCCUGAUCUACGCGACACGGAUAGCAACUCUGUAGAGGGACGUAAGAAGAAGAAUAAAAAGGGCAGUGGAGCUUAUAUAAUGAUUCCCUUGCUGCUUGGCGGCACAUUUGUGCCAAUUGCCUAUGGAGCCUUGGCUAUGCUGGCCGGUAAAGCCUUAAUUGUCUCUAAAUUGGCGCUGGUAUUGGCAUCCAUAAUUGGCAUCAAGAAACUAUUGAGUGGCGGCGGCGGAGGUAAGUAA